This is a messenger RNA of Rhinolophus ferrumequinum (greater horseshoe bat), 10331 nucleotides long. It is a transcript of the gene MECP2, whose product is annotated as methyl-CpG binding protein 2. NCBI's taxonomy places the organism in Eukaryota, Metazoa, Chordata, Mammalia, Chiroptera, Rhinolophidae. Gene Ontology annotation, cellular component: nucleus; heterochromatin. Gene Ontology annotation, biological process: negative regulation of transcription by RNA polymerase II. Gene Ontology annotation, molecular function: chromatin binding; methyl-CpG binding; double-stranded methylated DNA binding. The coding region runs from base 251 to 1711 and encodes 486 amino acids. The record is from RefSeq and is a predicted model, not a curated record. The transcript is spliced from 4 exons.
GCGCGACGUCGACCGUGCGGAGUCCCGGCGUCGGCGGCGCGCGCGCUCCCUCCUCUCGGAGAGAGGGCUGUGGUAAAAGCCGUCCGGAAAAUGGCCGCCGCCGCCGCUGCCGCGCCAAGCGGAGGAGGAGGAGGAGGCGAGGAGGAGAGACUGCUCCAUAAAAAUACAGACUCACCAGUUCCUGCUUUGAUGUGACAUGUGACUCCCCAGAAUACAUCUUGCUUCUGUAGACCAGCUCCAACAGGAUUCCAUGGUAGCUGGAAUGUUAGGGCUCAGGGAAGAAAAGUCAGAAGACCAGGAUCUCCAGGGCCUCAAGGACAAACCCCUGAAGUUUAAAAAGGUGAAGAAGGAUAAGAAAGAAGACAAAGAGGGCAAGCAUGAGCCCCUGCAGCCGCCAGCCCACCACUCUGCUGAGCCAGCAGAGGCAGGCAAAGCAGAGACCUCGGAAGGGUCAGGCUCAGCCCCAGCCGUCCCGGAAGCUUCUGCCUCCCCCAAACAGCGGCGCUCCAUCAUUCGUGACCGGGGACCCAUGUAUGAUGACCCCACUCUGCCUGAAGGUUGGACCCGAAAGCUUAAGCAAAGGAAAUCUGGCCGCUCCGCUGGGAAGUAUGAUGUGUAUUUGAUCAAUCCCCAGGGAAAAGCCUUUCGCUCUAAAGUGGAGUUGAUUGCGUACUUCGAAAAGGUAGGCGACACCUCCCUGGACCCUAAUGAUUUUGACUUCACGGUAACUGGGAGAGGGAGCCCCUCCCGGCGAGAGCAGAAACCACCUAAGAAGCCCAAAUCUCCCAAAGCUCCAGGAACUGGCAGAGGUCGGGGACGCCCCAAAGGGAGCGGCACCACGAGACCCAAGGCAGCAGCAUCAGAGGGUGUGCAGGUGAAAAGGGUCCUGGAGAAAAGUCCCGGGAAGCUGCUCGUCAAGAUGCCUUUUCAAGCUUUGCCAGGGAGCAAGGCCGAAGGGGCUGGGGCCACCACUUCGGCCCAGGUCAUGGUUAUCAAACGGCCCGGCAGGAAGCGAAAAGCCGAGGCCGAUCCCCAGGCCAUUCCCAAGAAACGGGGCCGAAAGCCGGGCAGUGUGGUGGCGGCCGCUGCCGCUGAGGCCAAGAAGAAAGCCGUGAAGGAGUCGUCCAUCCGGUCUGUGCAAGAGACCGUGCUCCCCAUCAAGAAGCGCAAGACCCGGGAGACGGUGAGCAUCGAGGUGAAGGAGGUGGUGAAGCCUCUGUUGGUGUCCACCCUCGGCGAGAAGAGCGGGAAGGGACUGAAGACCUGCAAGAGCCCUGGGCGGAAAAGCAAGGAGAGCAGCCCGAAGGGGCGCAGCAGCAGUGCCUCCUCGCCCCCCAAGAAGGAGCACCACCACCACCACCACCACUCAGAGCCCCCGAAGGCGCCUGUGCCGCUACUCCCGCCCCCGCCCCCACCCCCGCCUGAGCCCCAGAGCUCCGAGGACCCCGCCAGCCCCCCUGAGCCCCAGGACUUGAGCAGCAGCGUCUGCAAAGAGGAGAAGAUGCCGAGAGGAGGCUCCCUGGAGAGCGACGGCUGCCCCAAGGAGCCCGCUAAGACUCAGCCCGCGGUCGCGACUGCCACCACGGCUGCAGAAAAGUACAAACACCGAGGGGAGGGAGAGCGCAAAGACAUUGUUUCAUCCUCCAUGCCAAGGCCAAACAGAGAGGAGCCUGUGGACAGCCGGACGCCCGUGACCGAGAGAGUUAGCUGACUUUACACAGAGCGGAUUGCAAAGCAAACCAACAAGAAUAAAGGCAGCUGUUGUCUCUUCUCCUUAUGGGUAGGGCUCUGACAAAGCUUCCCGAUUAACUGAAAUAAAAAAUAUUUUUUUUUCUUUCAGUAAACUUAGAGUUUCGUGGCUUCAGGGUGGGAGUAGUUGGAGCAUUGGGGACGUUUUUCUUACCGACAAGCACAGUCAGGUUGAAGACCUAACCAGGGCCAGAAGUAGCUUUGCACUUUUCUAAACUAGGCUCCUUCAACAAGGCUUGCUGCAGAUACUACUGACCAGACAAGCUGUUGACCAGGCUUCUUAGGGUACGCCUGCACUUCCCCUCCCACCCAGCCCUCCCCCCACGUGGCCGUUAAGGACAGAGAGCACUUGAGAGGACACUCCCAUUUUCGGUGCCACCGGUGCCCCAGUCUCAGCUCUCCUUUGCCCCCACCCUGCCCCCCAGCUCUCCCAGCUCCCCCACUCCCACCCACGUUGGGACAAGGAAGUGUGAGGCAGGAGAGACAGGUGGCUUCUUUAGAGAAGACGACAGAAAUGGCCAGUGGCUACAGCCCGUGUGAUCCCACCUGUGGUGGCACAAAUCUGGCCUCACGCCAGCCCCAAUCCAAAACCCACAAGGACAUUUCACAGGACAGGGGAGUAGCACCUGUUCGCUCCGGCUCUGGCAUGGCUCAGAGGGAGUCGUCCUUUGAGCUGCUGGGUGUCGACUGGCCUGAGCCAGAGGACAGGAUGGCCCAGGGCCGGCCUCUAGUGGACGGCACUAGACAGAGGCCGUGGAGGCGGCAGGACGAGGCGCAGGCAGGCUGGCCGGGCUCCGGACCGGCAGAGCAUAGCAGGGCAGGAGGGACUGGCUCCCGGUCUCUCCGAGCAGCCUGUGACUGGCAGAGGGGCGGGGGGACGGAGGGGAGAUUGUUCUUCCAAAACUUUCCAAUUCUACUCCUUAGGGACAGCUUAGAACUAUUUGCACUAUUGAGUCUUCAUGUUCCCACUUCAAAACAAACAUGCUCUGAGAGCAAACUGGCUUGAAUUGGUGAUGCUUUGUCCCUCAAGCCACCAGAUGUGACGGUGUUUAGAACUGCCUGGAUCUGUAGAUACCUGCGCUUGUUUUAAAGUGGGCUCAGCACAUAGGGUUCCCACGAAGCUCCGAAACUCUAAGUGUUUGCUGCAAUUUUAUAAGGACUUCCUGAUUGCUUUCUCUCCUCUCCUUCCAUUUCUGCCUUCUGUCAUUUCAUCCUUUCAUUUCUUCCCCUCCUUCCUCCUCAUUCAUCCCUUCUGUUCCAAGCAGCAGCAGUGCCCAACUGUACAAGCCAAUGCUGGUCAGCCAGAACUCGCCCUGCCCUCGGCCUUGCCGCCCCCAGCUGCAGCCCCACCCUGUCCCGAACCCUGCUGAAUCCACCGGCCCUAGCGCCUCAGCCUCUCUGCAGGGCAAGAGAGCAGCAAGGCCUCGCUCUCCUAGGGAGCCCUUUCCCUGGUCAGAGCCCGGACACCGGGCCUCCUCAGCCUUCCACUCGAGAGAAGUGGGUGGGAGAAGUUGGGCCGGAUUUGGAUUUGGGAGCUGAGGGUAGCACAGAGCCCCCACCCCCCGACCCCCAUCCCGCCGUGGCCUGGCAGUCAUCGCGAGACCCAGCCCUGACCUCGGCCUCUGCCAGGCCCUGCUAGCGCAGUGCAGGGCAGCAGUGCAGGUGCCCCCCAGACCUGAGCUGGCACCAGCGCCUAGGGCCCCCCUUCUCCGUCCCAGGUUCCUCCAUUAACCACAAGUUCUUUUCUAAUAGAAAACAUUUGGCUUUUGCUUGCUGGAGACUGGGUAGGGCCAGUACAUCACACAUUUCCACGUCUGUGCCAGGGUGUCGCGUGGGGGCUUAGAGGCUUGGGUUUGCUGUGGGAUCCCAUCCUUUCAACCUCUCUGUUCAGGAAGUCCUUAUCUAGCUGCAUAUCUUCAUCAUAUUGGUAUAUCCUUUUCUGUGUUUACAGAGAUGUCUCUUAUAUCUAAAUCUGUCCAACUGAAAAGUACCUUAUCAAAGUAGCAAAUGAGACAGCAGUCUUAUGCUUACAGAAACACCCACAAGCACGUCCCAUGUGAGCUGCUGCCAUGAACUGUCAAGUGCGUGUUGUCUUGUGUAUUUCAGUUAUUGUCCCCUGGCUUCCUUACUGCGGUGUAACCAUGAAGGAGUGAAACAUCCUAGAAACCGUCUAGCACUUCCUUGCCAGUCCUUAGUGAUCAGGAACCAUAGUCGACAGUUCCGAUCAGUAGCUUCAGAAAAAAACGUGUCUGUCUCUUCCGGAAUGGUUAGAAGCAAGGGAGUUUGCCCCGUUCAGUUUCUAGAGUCAUAGCUGGCCUUUCUAGCAUUUUUGUAUCCAUUUCCUUAUACUGCAAAAGCAACUCCCACAACCAACCCCGCUCUGCUGUCAAUCCUCUGGGCUUCACUUCUGACUCCGCCCCAGGAAGGGAAGGGGGGGUCGGAGGAGGGGGAUGAGUCCUUCAUCACCCCUCUUCCUCCAAGGACAAAAGGCUCCUGACCCCACAGUGGCCUUGCACUCCCGACACCCCCAAAAGGCGUUUCUCCGCGUGAGCACGGCAUCCAGGCAGUGUGUCACGGAGAUGCCGUCCGUUUUGGUCGGUGGGGUUUUUAUGCGUUACACCUAGUCCAGUGAAAUGUGGCUCCUGGGAACAGUGUCAGGAGCUGCCCUCCCCAUCGGCUCGGUAUCAUCUGGUCCUGGGAAGAGGAGUGCGGGGCCGCCAGGCCCCCCUUUCACCCAUGGCAGUUUGUUUCUUCAGGGUCUGACUGGGCAUUGGUGGUGGAGAACAUAGCAUUUCAAGGGUCGUGUCUUUCUGUCUGGCCCCCUAGCUCCCCAGCUUCUUCCCCUAGAGUUCCAAAGCUGCAGGCGGUGCCUGAGGCUCUUAGGGUUUUCUCUCUCCCCCCCUUUCUUCCACAUUCUCUCUUCCCCAAAUAAAGGCAUCACGAGUGAGUCACCUUUUAAGCAGGCUGCCUUGGCAGUUUGUCACCCUGGCGGGCAGGGACCCUGCAGCUCCCAUGCCACCCCUGUCCUGGAGUCAGGUUGACAGGAGGUUGGAGGGAAAGCCUAAGCCCUGAGAUUCUCACCAGCUGUGUCAGGCCCAUUUUGGAGUGUGACCUCAAUUUUGUGUGUACUUCAAUACCACAAAGAUUGGGGGACAUCUUUUAGGGAACUGUGCGAAGAGUACAGGAAUUGAUCGAUGGCUUUCGGAUCCCCGUGGGCCAAGGUCACAGAAAGUCGCAUUCAGUCUCCCGAACCCUCAUUCUAGUUGUUAGUUACUACCUCCUCUCUCUACAGAAUUCCACGUGUCCUCGAGCUCCUCCCACGAUGCCCGGCCCAGCCCUGCCUGCCCGUCACGGGCUUGUCCUAAUCAGUGGAAUCGCCAGCCUUGACACUGUCAUGAACUGGGGACACUGGGCCACAGCCAGGCUCUGGUACGGCUCCCUUCUGCUGGCACAGGAGACACCUAGAAAUGCCACGUCCCCAGUCCAUCAGUGCCAAACUAGUCAAGGACCCAGCCCCUCAGCUCCCUGGAAGGUGAAAGUCGUGGUGGCCUGGGAUCACUGACCACAGCCAGCACCUGGCUUCUACUCCCGAGACCCACCCUGUGCAGGUGCAGGCAACAGUCUGUUCAGUGGCAUCAUUCCAGGCUAGAGGCCAAGAACAGUGGUAGUGGGACCCAGAGCAGCCCCAGCUUGUCACCGCCUCCUCUGCCCAGCUUGUUAUUGCUGUCACAGCGAUCGUGAAAGGGUACUAGCCAGAAACAAACUUCCACAUUUGGUGGGGAAGGAGUUUCCUUAGCUGACAGGACCUCUGGAUUUUAAGUAACUUAAGAAGCAGCUCAAGCCCAGGAAGGAGCAAAGGUUAUGAACUGAACUCACCAGGUGGGGCUGACUGGAUCGCGAGGAGCAUUCCCGCCCAGCUCUCUGAGCUGGCGGGGUCAGGGGAGGUUACAGGUACUGGUUCUUGGAGAAGACCUUUGUGCAUCCAUUCCUAGCCGCUGUCGUUGCCCAGAUUGCUUCCUGGUGCAAGUCACGCAUGGAGUCUAGGACCCGUGGCCCAGACCUCGGGAAGCAAGCUGUGUGUAGAGCCCCACGGGCGUUUGCCUAGCCAGUACCCCAAGUGCAGCGCGACGCCCACGGCGCCAGGCCUGUCGGCCGAGCCGCUGCCCCCACGCCCCCGCCAUGUCCGUUUCACACUCUUGCUCUGCUCUCUGCAAGGGCCCAUCUUCGCUCUCUCGGUCAGUGAGCCUGUCCGCUCUUGGAGGGGUUUGGUGACUCUCCAUUUUUGUGUCUUUCUCUUUUAGAUCAAUCUUUAGAAAAGGCCUAAUUGUUACAAAUCACUAGGAUACUGCCUGCCCCAGGGUCUGAAGUUACAUAUUAAAGGGGGAAAAAAGUGAACACUGAAACCGGUUCUCAACAAUUCCGAAGGAAAACCUAGAGAAUAUUUGGCAGAAAAUUACAUUUCGCUGUUUCUGAAUGAAUAAGAGCAAGCUUUUGCUGCUCUCAGAAUACUUGGAGCUUGACCUGAUGUGUGGUGAGCGCAGCAGGCGAAGGGGAUUCCAGCCCGAAGCUGCUGGAUCUGAGACUCAGGGCCAUCCUGUCACUGGAGAGCCCGUUUCUCCUUGGGUAGCAGUCCCUGAAGAUUCAGCUGCCGUCCUGGCCUGUGGGGCGGCCUGGAGGUUACAGCCCGCCUGGUCCCAAAGCUGCAGGAGCCCAGCUAUUGGUGUGAGAAGCUGAGUGUUCAGCAGGGACUCGUGAAGGCCUGAGCCAUUUCCACUCCCCAGCGCCACCUGUUUCUUGCUCCAUUCUCAUCUCCACACAGCCUACCCGAAGUGCUGAUUUGUCAGAAAAAAAGGAGCUCGAACUAGGGCCCAGCUAACUAGGAAGGAGAGGGUGAUGUCUCCCCCUUGGCCUCUGCCUGUGGUACAGCCUGUCCCCUGAGUACAUCCGCCUGCUCUGCUCUGCUCUCCUUGGGGGCUGGGGCCUGGUAAAGCGGCACUCCCAUCUGAACUCAGAGGUGAGGACAGAGGCCUGAGCACUCGCUGCGGUGUGUGCCCCCCUUGUCCCUCACCCUCGAGAGCCCCUGGGGCAGAGGGAGGGUGGGUGUGAAGACAGGUGCUUCCCCCGCCCACCACCAGCAGAGCCAAGACCCUCACAGGGGAAAUCUGGCCUUUGAGUUUCAGAGCAUUUAUGAAACUUGCAAAUUGUCUUUGCUCCCCGAGCUCCCCCUUCUAUCUUACCUUUUCUCAAGUCCUGCUCAGCAGCGAGAGAAAACGAGAUGAAAAGGCCAAGAGGUUUUUGGCUCCUGCCCACUGGUAGUCCCUCUCCCAUCAGUGUUUGUGUGUCAAGUGACAAAGCUGUUCUUCCUGGUGACCCUGAUUAUAUCCAGUAUCUUAUAGACUAUACGCAUAGGCCUGCUUGGUCUCUUCUAUCCUGGGCUUUUGUUUUGCUUUUUAGUUUUGCUUUCAAUUUUUCUGUCCCUUUUAUUUAAUGCACCGACUAGACACACAAAGCAGUUGAAUUUUUAUAUAUAUAUAUCUGUAUAUUGCACAAUUAUAAACUCAUUUUGCUUGUGGCUCCACACAAAAAAAGACCUGUUAAAAUUAUACCUGUUGCUUAAUUACAAUAUUUCUGAUAACCAUAGCAUAGGACAAGGGAAAAUAAAAAACAAAAAAACAAAAAAAAAAACAAAAACAAAAAAAAAAAACGACAAAUCUGUCUGCUGGUCACUUCUUCUGUCCAAGCAGAUCCGUGGUCUUUCCUCGCUUCUUUCAAGGGCUUCCCUGUGCCAAGCAAAGGAGGCUCCAGGCAGCACCCGGGGUUUUGCACUGUUUCUCCCGUGUUUGUGAGAGAGGUCCCAGGGUGCCGCAGGACAGUUCACCUCAGUGGGUGGGUGCGCGAGCGCUCCCUUGCCCUCGCGAUGUCCGGAAUGUAGUUGGCACCGCCUGGUCCCCUUCCACCUCUGGGUGGGGCAGCUGGAGUCCACAGGGGUGGCCUGACCCCCCAUCCCUUCUAGUGACCCGGUCAGAGUGAUCACGUGUGAGAGGCGGCUCAGCAGGCCUCCCCAUCAGUAGGACUCCCACUUGCCCGAGUCCGGGGGUCUGGAGGGGAGACGGGAGGCCCGUCACAUCUCUGAAUGUGUGAGCCACACCAGGUACAAUGCCAGGGACCCCAGAACCACAUAGAAGAGCCCAGUGGGUCCCCUCCAGGAGGUAGCAGACUCCAGAAAUGUCCCUUUCUCUUCUCCCCCAUCCUAUGAGUAAUUGCAUUUGCUUUUGUAAUUCUUAAUGAGCAAUAUCUGCUAGAGAGUUUAGCUGUAACAGUUCUUUUUGAUCGUUUUUUAAGUAAUUAAAAACACCAAAAAAAAAAAUAAAUCCAGAAACUUGUUCUUCCAAAGCAGAGAGCAUUAUAAUCACCAGGGCCAAAAGCUUCCCUCCCUGCGUCAUUACUACUUCUGAGGCCUGAAUCCGAAAGAGAAACACUCGUAGACCCUUUGGGUGGCUGGGCUACCCUCAGCCCCUUGGAGGACCUGGUCUGGGGCCCACUCCAGCCCGCGUUCAGUAUUAGCGGUGGGUCAUGACGUCCUUGCCCACCCCGCCUGGGAUGGGGCCCAGGAGGCAAGGAGGCCGUUGCCGCUGAUGCUUGGCCACUAACAGGUGGGUGUCCGCAUGUGUCCACGUGCAUGCUUUGUGACGGAAAUGUGAAAAUCAGCGCCCGAGUUAGCCUCACCCUGUGACCUCUCGCCCCGCCGGGCCGGAGCGGGCCCAUCCAGUUGAGUGUUUCUGGGGAGCUGGACAGUGGAGUGCAAAAGGCUUGCAGAACUUGAAGCCUGCUCCUUCCUUUGCUACCAAGGCCUCCUUUUCCGUUUGAUUUGUCACUGCUUCAAUCAAUAACAGCCGCUCCAGAGUCAGUAGUUGAAUAUAUGACCAAAUAUCACCAGGACUGUUACUCAAUGUGUGCCGAGCCCUCUCUUCGCGCUGGGCUCCUGUGUACCCGGACACUGUAACGUGUGCUGUGUUAGCUCUCCUCCCCCCACCUGCCCCUCGUCUUUCUGGGGGUUUUCUGUUUGGGUUUGGUUUGGUUUUUAUUUCCCCUUUUGUGUUCCAAACAUGAGGUUCUCUCUACUGGUCCUCUUAACUGUGGUGUUGAGGCUUAUAUUUGUGUAAUUUUUGGUGGGUGAAAGGAACUUUGCUAAGUAAAUCUCUUCUGUGUUUGAACUGAAGUCUGUAUUGUAACCAUGUUUAAAGUAAUUGUUCCAGAGACAAAUGCUUCUAGACACCUUUUCUUUACAAACAAAAGAAUUCGGAGGGUGGGGAUGGUGACCAAGAUGAGAGGGGCUGUCCUAUGUCCCCUCCCAGGAGGGGAGAUCCAGAGAGAUGGCCCCCGCUCAGAUCAGCCAGAAGCCACCCAAAGGAGUUAAGCCUAUGCCAGCGGACCGAAUAGCUGAUGUGUUGCCAUUUUCAAAGUCAGAGCAAAACCAGGUCUUGUUCCACCCGGUGGAUUCUUUUGCCUUCCCCCCCCCAAGAUUAUUGGCAUCAUUGUUAUUUUUAAGAACAGACAGGUUCAUGUUCCUGCGAGGGGAGUCAGGAGGGUGUGAGCAGGGCCGGCCUGGCCUUGGUAGGAGGCUGGGGUGGGCCUGAACGGCCAUGGCUCAGACGAAGGGUGGGCACCUCCCUGGAGACCUCCUCUGCUGUGGCCACAGGUCAGGUAUAUGCUGACGGGGCAGACUGGCCACUCUUCGCCUGACGCAGCUCUUUCUGGACAGGCCAGGUAGCGGGCAUUACCGUUUAGUAGGACACUUCCAUCACAUCCCACCCCGUCCCGCAGCGCCCCACACUAACGUGACCUCUUAUCUUAGUCCCCACCAUCUCGUGUGAUGAGAUGCGGAGGGUGCGCUCUCUUAGCUGUCAUCCAAUUCCCAGCAAAAUUUGGACGUGAGAACCCCCCUUCCCUUUCCAUGGCAAAGCCAGACCCUUCUCAGAGAAGCUGUUCCCCCCACCAGACGGUUUGGGUUCACGGAACGGACAGAGAUGUGCUCACUUCGCGCCAGGCGGCACCUCCUCCCGAAGGUGAGGGUAGUACUCACUGUAGUGACCAUUUGCACGUGGGGUUUGGUAGCGGGUAGAACCAGGCAGGGUGGCUGCCCCCCCCCCAAGUCUCAGUGACACAGGCCAGCCACCCUGUGCAGAGGGAAGCCCGGCUGAGGGUGGGAGAGGUAUGUGUGAGGCGCGGGGAGCCGCCCAGGACAGACUUGGCUGGAGAUGUCUCAAAAAGCCCUCUAUCACAUUCACCUUCAGUUUUUGUGUUUUGGGACAAUUACUUUAGGAAAUAAGUAGGUCGUUUUAAAAAACAAAAAAUAUUGAUUGCUUUUUUGUAGUGUUCAAAAAAAGGUUCUUUGUGUAUAGCCAAAUGACUGAAAGCACUGAUAUAUUUAAAAACAAAAGGCAAUUUAUUAAGGAAAUUUGUACCAUUUCAGUAAACCUGUCUGAAUGUACCUGUAUACGUUUCAAAAACACCCCCCACUGAAUCCCUGUAACCUAUUUAUUAUAUAAAGAGUUUGCCUUAUAAAUUUACAUAAAAAUGUC